AUGUCAACAGAAUCGCCCCUCGUCGUCCUCCCGGGCGAGACCAUCGACCCUUCCCUCAUUCCCACCCACAAGAAGAACCCUCUCCGUCUCGGUCCCGGGUUGCGACACAUUCCUCCUAGCGAAAUCGUCCCCACGGUAGCCGGCCAGCUAGUAGUCGACCAUCGCAAAACUUCCAUGUGGAUAGAAUACAAUGGCGGUCGCUACAUACCCUCCAAAGGCGACCUCAUCAUCGGCCAAAUCGCCCGCUCCGCCACCGACUUCUACUACGUCUCCCUCUCGCCCUAUACCCCCAACGCCACACUCCCGCACCUCGCCUUCGAGUCAGCCACCAAGAAGACCCGUCCCCAACUGGCGUCUGGCGAGCUCGUCUACGCCCGUGUGUCUCUGGCCAACCGGCACAUGGACCCAGAGCUGGAAUGCGUCAACUCUUCGACCGGCGAAGCGGAUGGGCUGGGCCCCUUGAAGGACGGCAUGGUGUUUGAUGUCAGUCUUGGGUUUGCGAGGAGGUUGUUGAUGGCGAAAAGCAGGGAGGAGGGCAAAGUGGAGGUUCUGGAGGCGCUGGGCGAGGAAGGGUUGGCGUUUGAGACGGCGGUGGGGAGAAACGGGAAGGUGUGGGUGGGUAGUGAGAGUGUCAAGACGGUGGUGGUGGUGGGAAGGGCGUUGAGGGAGACGGAUGAAAAGGGACUGGGGGUGGAGGCGCAGAGGAAGUUGGUGAAGAAGUUGGUUAGGGAGAUGCGUUGAGGAAUCAAGGUGAAAUGGGUUAAAGGGAACAAUGAUCGUGAUGAGAACAAGGAAGAGCAUGGCCAGCAGCGGCUGGGUGUCUGGCCUGAGAGCGCUGCGAAGACACUUUUUCGCAAGAGGCAGGAGGUGGAAAAUCUCUGAUGCCAAGACUCUGCGAGAGUGGCAUGGCCGAAUCUUUCUUCCAGCCAGAAGUGAUUUUCAGUCAUCAGCAAAAGCGGGUUUGAGUCCAGAGAUUCCUCCUCCAGCGAAGUUUGAUACCCCCGAGGAAGCGACGAACCCCCGUGAGCCGUAUACUAGGUUCACAGGCUACGAGCCAAGGGAUUUAGUGGAUCGCAGAGUGGCAUACACGAGUGAAGAAAGGAAGUUCACGAGAUAUAGAUCUUCAGAUGAGAAGACCAAAGUCCAUGGUUAUGUGGGUUAUAGAUGAUGCCCAAUGGCUUUUGGUAACGUAUUAAAGACAAACGCUAAAGCCACGCGCUCCAUAUAGAUGCAUUAUAUACUAUAAAUGGCGUUUCUCGCUUUCCACAAUGAAAAAGAUAUAAAAAAAAAGGCAAGUCUGUACUUCUCAAGAUCUAAUGUCCAGACCAUUCAUCAUCAUCAUCCAAAAUGCUGGUAGAAAAGAAAAAAAGGCAUACAAUGCCCGAACAAAGGUGGGUAUCACAGUCCCCUGAUCUUCUUUGGCGCACUCAUAACGACCAUCAAGGCCCGUUAUCAAACGCUUGCCUGGCGUUUUCUAUCACUUCAGCACAUUAAUCCAGCUCGCUCAUCAAGGGCAAGAGCAUGCCACCCAAGCAGACCCAUCGUACACUGCGUCCUUCUAUCGAGUACCGUAGACUAGACCAUCGAUUAAUCAUGCGUCGCCCAUGGCCACAUCGUUAUACUCAAUUGGCUCUUGCAAA
Molecule: messenger RNA, 1640 nt
Organism: Neurospora tetrasperma FGSC 2508
Lineage: Eukaryota; Fungi; Ascomycota; Sordariomycetes; Sordariales; Sordariaceae
Exons: 2
Coding region: 1-741 (246 amino acids)
Biological process (GO): poly(A)-dependent snoRNA 3'-end processing; nuclear polyadenylation-dependent rRNA catabolic process; CUT catabolic process
Cellular component (GO): nuclear exosome (RNase complex); cytoplasmic exosome (RNase complex)
Molecular function (GO): RNA binding
Source: RefSeq, a predicted model, not a curated record